CACUCAUUUAAGUCCCACAAACAAAUAAAUAAAGCAAACCCCCCUCCCCCACUAUUGUUAAUCUCUGUAAUUUUGUUCCAUAUUGAGAUCAAUGGCUGCAAGAUUGCCUCUUUGUUCAUCUCCCAUGGCUGCUCCAUUCAUGGGAUCAAGGGUGGGCUGUCUAACAACUAGUAAAAUGGUGAUGAUGUGUUCCAAGAAUCAUACUCACACUAGAUCAUCUACCAAGAACAAGAUUUUUGAAGAUAGAUCAGCUGGUAUUGUUUGCUACAGAGAUGAGAAUGGAGAGAUAACAUGUGAAGGCUAUGAUGAGGGCCCUCGUUUUCAUCAAAGUAUUUCAAGAUUCAAUCAGGAUCGAAGAGAUGUUGAGAUAAUUGAACUCCUUCAAAGAUGUUGGCUACAAGUGGCUGAAGACAAUGGAGGGGAGACUUAACUGUUUCAACAGAUUAUGUUUACAACUAUUGGAUGCAUAUAAUAAGAAUCAUUCCCACUUACAUACUUCAUUAUAUGGUGUGCUUUUGUUUUGGUUUUCAUUUGGUAAUGUGGUGGUGUGGAAUUUGAUAAUCUGGAGUACUACUGUAUAGUUCUUGUUC
Salvia hispanica is the source of this 590-nucleotide messenger RNA. RefSeq lists its product as uncharacterized. The record is from RefSeq and is a predicted model, not a curated record. Lineage: Eukaryota; Viridiplantae; Streptophyta; Magnoliopsida; Lamiales; Lamiaceae.